AAGCAGACCUGCUCAUGUUCACAAGUCAAGACGGUGCAUUGCGACGUCCAGGGAGCCUUUUUUUCAUCAUGGAUUUUCUCUUUGAAGCUGUAUCAGAUCUGGCUUCAACAUAGUUAGUUGGAGACAGCUGCAGGAUGCAUCAGCUGCUAGUGGUGACCUCCGUGCUGGUGGCACUCUGCUCUCUAGGGAGCGUGGAUACUUCAGCUUAUGACAAGAUAGUCACCCACAGUCGCAUACGGGCCAGGAAAGAAGGACCCAAUGUGUGCGCUCUGCAGCAGGUCCAGGGGACUAAUAAGAAGUACUUCAGCACAUGUAGGAACUGGUACAAAGGCUCCAUCUGUGGCAAGAAGACCCUGGUCCUGUAUGAAUGCUGUCCUGGGUACAUGAAGCUGGAGGGCAUGAGAGGAUGCCCUGCAGUGGCUCCCAUUGACCAUGUCUACGGUACGCUGGGGCUUGUAAAGGCUACGACCACGCAGCAAUACGCUGAAAUGUCCCAGCUGAGAGAGGAAAUUGAAGGCAGAGGCUCUUACACCAUGUUUGCACCGAGCAAUGAGGCCUGGGAUCGGGUGGAACCUGACGUACGGGCAGCACUGGAGAGCAACGUGAACAUCGAGCUGUACAACGCUCUUCACUUCCACAUGGUGAACCGUCGUAUUCUGACCAAAGACAUGAAGAACGACAUGUCUGUCACUUCCAUGUACAACGACCUGGGCAUCUACAUCAACCACUACUCGAAUGGGAUUGUGACGGUGAACUGUGCCAGGAUCAUCCAUGGGAAUCAGGUGGCCACAAAUGGCGUGGUGCAUGUCAUCGAUCGGGUCAUCAGCGGCGUGGGCAACAACAUGAAGGAAGUCCUGGAUGUCUCAGAUGAGCUCUCCUCCUUCAGAUCAGCGGUGAUCAACGCUGGUAUGAUGGACAAGCUGGACCAGCCUGGCCACUACACUCUGUUUGCUCCCACUAAUGAAGCUUUUGACAAACUGAGCCCAGACUACAUGGAGCGUAUCAUGGGAGACAAGGAUGUUAUUGCAGCCCUGGUGAAAUACCACAUGUUGACCAGUGUCCAGUGUUCAGAAGCAAUCAUGGCCGGGUCGAUAUAUGAGACCGAAGAGGGCAGCAACAUAGAGAUCGGCUGUAAUGGCGACAGCUUGACGGUCAACGGAAUCAAGAUGGUGCUGAAGAAGGACGUCGUCACCACCAAUGGCGUCAUCCACUACAUCGACCAGGUGCUCAUCCCCGACUCAGCUAAGCAAGGGAUUGAGCUGAUUGGAGAGUCCCAGAGCACUUUCAGCGACAUGGUGUCCGAACUGGACUUAGCCGCUGCCAUGGGUCCAAAGACAGAGUACACGCUCCUUGCUCCCGUCAACACUGCCUUCACUAACGAGGUGAUGACGACAGAGCAGAGCAUGCUGAGAUACAUUUUGCAAAACCACAUCUUGAAGCUCAAAAUCAGGCUGAGUGAGCUCUACAAUGGACAGUUGCUGGAAACACUGGCUGGCAAACUGCUCAGAGUCUUCAUUUACCGCACUGCUGUUUGCAUAGAAAACGCAUGUAUGGUGCGAGGCAGUAAAGAGGGAAGCAAAAGCGCCCUCCAUGUUAUGAAGUCCAUCAUCAAGCCCGCCGAGAAAACAAUGUACAAGCUCCUGAUUGCUGACGGACGGUUCAAGAUUUUCCUGUCGCUGAUGGAGACAGCAGGUCUGACUGAUCUGCUGAAACAGGAAGGCUCCUACACCAUCUUUGCACCAACCGACGAAGCCUUUAAUAGUCUCAGCAGAGAGGACUUCGAUCUGCUCAAAAGCGAUCUGAAUGCUUUGAGGAUCAUCCUGCUGUACCACUUCAGUAAUGGCAUCUUCAUCAAUGGAGGAUUAGAGGGAGGAGUUACCAAUCUGCUCAAAACCCUCCAGGGCAAGAACCUGCAAGUUAUGUCCGUAAACAACUCUAUUCAUGUCAACUCUGUGAAUGUGCCAGACAGCGACCUGAUGGCAACAAAUGGUGUGAUCCAUGUGGUGAAGAAUGUCCUCUAUCCUGCGGACCUUCCCGUGGGCCGCCAGGACCUCCUGGUCCUCCUGAAGAAGCUGAUUAAGUACAUCCAAAUAAAGUUUGUUUCUGGAUUUACUUAUCAAGAGAUCCCACUCACCUUCUUAAGGAGGAUUAUCACAACAACUACACAUGUUGAAACAGUCCCUGAGGUAACAAAGGUGACCAGAGUCAUUGCGGGGGAGCCAACUAUCACCCAGGUGACCAGGGUCAUCGAGGGAGAUCCAUCUAUCACCAAGGUGACCAGGGUCAUCGAGGGAAAGCCUACCAUUACCAAGGUUACAAGAGUCAUCGAGACGGAACCAGUAGUCACUAGGGUGGUUGUUCAGGGGGAGCCGGUGGUCACCAAGGUAACCAGGGUCAUCGAGGGGGACCCUACCUUCACAAAAGUAACCAGGGUCAUCGACGGGGAUUCUUCCUUAACAAAAAUAACCAAGGUCGUUGAAGGAGAGCAGACCUUUACCAAGGUUACAAGAGUUAUCGAUGGUGGAGAUGGAAAGAGAAUUACAGGUGGAAGCAGAUACACCACGGUGAACGAGCCUUAUAUCAUUGAGGGCCCGGACUUCUCUAAGAUCACCACCAUCCACGGCGACCCAAAUCUGAUCGAUGCGGAAUCGGAGAGAAUUACCAAACUCAUUCAAGACGGAGGUAAAUUCGCCGCUGCCAGGAAAGUCCCAGCUGGAAUGAGGAGGAGGAGAACAAGGCUUGUCAGGCGUCACCACAAGCCAAGGGAGUGAAUCCGACAGAGAGAAAACACCUUGGGGCUCACCGCAGAGACUGAAUGCUUCUCCAGUGCUCCUGGUCGAGUGCUGGAGGAUUGACAAACUGUGGACCAAUAGGGACAGAUCAAAUCAAUCUAGCUAUUUCUUUGUCCAAACCACCAGUGAGAAUGUUUACUAUUCCAUUUGGACCAUACUGUAGGCAUGAUGUGUAAUAGCAAUGCAAUGAAAUUAGAAUACCCUUCAUGUAAGUGUGCAAGGGAAAUAUGGACUUUUGCCGUGUGGUAGAUGGUGUUUAAGGUGAGAUAUAUUCUACCACUGAGAGAUUUUUUUUUUUUUUUUAAUCAUGUCACUUUGUAAACGGAUAGCUUGGGAAGAUUUUUUUAUGCUUUUUAUGGUGCUCGCAUUCUGUACAAUGAAUGCAUUUUAAUAAAAAUAAAACAGUGUUUUGCUACCAUUAGAUGCUGUACCGAACCUCUGUAAAUUAUCACAUGGUGAUUAAAAAAUACAAUUAAUUUUUA
Messenger RNA from Sebastes umbrosus (honeycomb rockfish), 3274 nucleotides. Its product is annotated as periostin-like. Gene Ontology annotation, molecular function: cell adhesion molecule binding. Bases 135 to 2771 code for a protein of 878 amino acids. The record is from RefSeq and is a predicted model, not a curated record. The transcript is spliced from 24 exons. NCBI's taxonomy places the organism in Eukaryota, Metazoa, Chordata, Actinopteri, Perciformes, Sebastidae. Gene Ontology annotation, cellular component: extracellular matrix. Gene Ontology annotation, biological process: cell adhesion; extracellular matrix organization.